Molecule: messenger RNA, 1815 nt
Organism: Humulus lupulus (European hop)
Lineage: Eukaryota; Viridiplantae; Streptophyta; Magnoliopsida; Rosales; Cannabaceae
Product: probable WRKY transcription factor 31
Exons: 6
Coding region: 1-1815 (604 amino acids)
Biological process (GO): regulation of DNA-templated transcription
Molecular function (GO): DNA-binding transcription factor activity; sequence-specific DNA binding
Source: RefSeq, a predicted model, not a curated record
AUGAAGCCAGAUGCCUGUGAAAAGCAUGGUUCUCCAGUGAUAAAAGGCGGUGAUGGGCGAACGAGAUGGAUGAUUGGAGAACUGCAGGAUUUUUUCGCUAAUAAAAAUGAUCCUAAAAUAAGACAAGUUGAUGAUGACCAAGAAAUUGGACAACAUCAUGAUCGUGGAAAUAUAUUGCAGACUGACAAUGACGAAAAUUUGAAACUACAGCUCAAUACUGGUUUCUUUCUUACGACGAACACUAGUAGCGAUAAAUUAAGUACUGUGGACGAUGGAUCUUCAGCCAACAUGGAAGAUAAUAAAAAUAAGGUUCCAAUUACUCCAAAUGAGCUGGGAUCAACGACUGAACUGGAGCGAGUGAGGGCCGAACUGGAGCAACAUAGAGUUGAAAAUCAAUAUUUGAGAGGCUUGCUAAGUCAGGCUUUUGGAUCCGAAUACGAGAGUCUCCUCAUGCGUUACACAAAACUUGUUCAAAGGCAAGAUAACCAAAAUCCUGAAUUCCCAGAUUCAGAUCACAACAUGAUAAGUGGAUCAGUACUAGAAGGGAAUCAAGGAAGUUUUGUGGAGAAUUCUGGACAAUUUAUGGGCAUUGAUGGUAGGGUAGGAGAUCGUAAUCUGGACCAAGUUUCUCAUUCGUCUUUGGAAGGAAGAUCAGUACAAAAUUGUGGAUAUGGUUCCUCACGAUCUCAAAACGAAAUAGUUGAUUCAAUAGAGUGUAAUAAGAAUAUUAAUAUUACAGCUACAUCUGGAUUAAUUAUCAAUGGAUCUUCAGGUAUCAAUAUUAUUAAUAGUGAUGUUUACGAGAAUGAUCAAGAUCUUAAGGGUCGCCGAGAACAUAUUCCAUGGGUGCCCCACAAAGUUGCCAGGUCUAUUACAAGUGGUGCUAGUACUAGUAUUUGCAGAGAUAAUAAAAUUAAUAAUACUAUUAUUGAUCGUGAUGAAGAUCCUCAAGCUUCACCGAAAAUUACUAUGAUUAGAAAAGCUCGCGUCUCAGUUCGAGCAAGAUCUGAAGCUUCCAUGAUAUCUGAUGGGUGCCAAUGGAGAAAGUAUGGCCAGAAAAUGGCGAAAGGAAACCCUUGUCCUCGAGCUUAUUAUCGUUGCACUAUGGGUACUGGGUGUCCAGUUCGCAAACAGGUACAAAGAUGUGCAGAGGACCGAUCAAUACUGACAACGACAUACGAAGGGCAACACAGCCACCCUCUCCCGCCGGCUGCCAUGGCAAUGGCGUCAACGACAUCCACAGCAGCGUCAAUGCUGCUAUCAGGGUCAAUGCCAAGCACCGAUCAACCUCAUCAAGGCCUUCUCAACCCCAACUUUGUACGUAGUACCUGUCUCCCAGUUGCCUGCUCAGCAAACUUGGCCACACUCUCAGCUUCAGCACCAUUUCCAACGGUCACUCUAGAUCUCACUCGAUCUCCUAUCUCGUCUAUUGAUCAUCAACUCAAUAACAUUACAGGACAAUGGCAGCUUGCACAAAACGAUAAUAAUAAUAUUAAUAAUGAUAUUUUGUCUAAGAUUUUGUCACAAAAUGUUACACCUUCACCACAAGUUUCUGGUCUUAGCAACCAAUGUUCUAAGUUCAUAGGACUUCAUAAUGAGGGAUUAAUAAAUAAUAUAAAUAACAACAAUAUUAGGCUUCAUGACUUGCCAUCCAGCAACGAUUUAUUGGCUGCUGACACUGUUGGUGCUGCGACGGCCGCCAUUACUGCAAAUCCUAACUUCACCAUGGCUCUAGUAGCAGCUAUUACAUCUGUCAUGGGCAAUGUUAAGUCAACUGGUAGCGCUCCAUCUACAAACAGUAAUGAGAAGAAUUAG